Prunus armeniaca (apricot) is the source of this 243-nucleotide messenger RNA. NCBI's taxonomy places the organism in Eukaryota, Viridiplantae, Streptophyta, Magnoliopsida, Rosales, Rosaceae. The record is from the annotation of a GenBank genome assembly.
AUGGGUCAUUCAAGAUCUUGUAUAAAGAUUGGAGAGAAUGCAUUUCGACUUGAGCUGCCACCUUAUAUGCAGAUGUAUUCAGUAAUAAAUGCCAAGUAUUUAAAACCCUUUAAGCCAUCAUUAUUGGAUGAUGAUGAAGACGUAAAGGAUUCUCGACUUCCCCCGCUAGACAAUCUAUGGUUUGAGAGGGAAGACCUAUUGACGGCAGACUGCAAUCUUGAGAAAAAGGCCACUAUGACUUGA